UCUGUAUAAAACCAUUCACGCCCUCUGCACUUUCGAAACUCCCUCACGCUCUCACGCUUUUCCACUUGAUUCUCUGCUUUUGCAUUGUUCUCAAACCUCCAUUCAUCUUAAAGAAUAAAAAAUCUGCAGCCAUGCUAGUUUACCAGGAUCUUCUGACGGGUGACGAGCUUCUCUCGGACUCAUUCCCGUACAAGGAAAUUGAGAAUGGGAUGCUGUGGGAAGUGGAAGGAAAGUGGGUUGUGCAAGGAGCUGUUGAUGUGGACAUUGGAGCUAACCCUUCCGCAGAAGGUGGAGAUGAAGAUGAAGGUGUCGAUGACCAACAUGUCAAGGUUGUUGACAUUGUGGAUACCUUUAGGCUUCAGGAACAACCUUCUUUUGAAAAGAAGCAGUUUAUCACAUUCAUGAAGAGGUACAUCAAGAAUCUAACAGCCAAAUUGGAGACAGAGAAGCAAGAGUUGUUUAAGAAGCACAUUGAGGGAGCGACCAAGUUCCUUCUUUCGAAGCUCAGUGAUCUCCAGUUUUUUGUGGGGGAAAGCAUGCAUGAUGAUGGCAGUUUGGUUUUUGCAUACUACAAGGAAGGUGCUACUGAUCCGACCUUUAUCUACUUUGCUUAUGGAUUGAAGGAAGUCAAGUGUUAAACAUUGGUCAAUCAAAACAAGCUUUGAGAUGGUGAUAUUUUCUGUAGGUUUCAAGUUGUGUUUAUUUUUAUUUCCUUCUAUUGGUACGAUUGGAGGAUAAAGUUAUACUUUGUCGGAAGAGUUUCAGUUUUUGGGUGUUGUUAUAUUAAUAUGUUCUUUUUAUGGUGGUGACAUUGGGACAAUUUAUAUACAAACCUUGGUGGAAGAAUAAAAAAUAAAGCGCGAGUUCUGCAAA
Molecule: messenger RNA, 873 nt
Organism: Carya illinoinensis
Lineage: Eukaryota; Viridiplantae; Streptophyta; Magnoliopsida; Fagales; Juglandaceae
Product: translationally-controlled tumor protein homolog
Exons: 5
Coding region: 132-638 (168 amino acids)
Cellular component (GO): cytoplasm
Molecular function (GO): calcium ion binding
Source: RefSeq, a predicted model, not a curated record